UAAAAUAUUAGGAACCAAUGACAUAUUGACAGCACACCAAAGAGAUAAGGUCUAUUAUAUCUUUUUACUCCAUCAUACCACCUACCCACUUAUUUGCGCGAUACACAAACACACAAGCCAUUUGCGGAGGUCAUAUAUGUUCUUCGUUCUCUACCAACAUAAUCGAACCAUCACGGGGACUGUGAAAGCCAUAUUCAGGGCGACCGUGAACAAAGGGCGGCAAAGCAAUGGUGUUUUAAUUAUUGGAUAAUUCAUUGUGGGAAUCUCUUUUUUCCGAUCACUUCGACACAGACUUCAUGAUAUUAUCACCGGUGAGGAACCUACCAGCUUCACUGCAAGCUUCAAAUUACAAUUACAGCUAUGUUCAGUCAAUGCAUGGAUAAAGCCCUAUGGGAUGCUCUCCUCUUCGCACUUCAUCACAACUACUGGGAGCUUAUAGCUCUAUGCAUCAUGGUAGUAAAAAGAAGGGAAUGAGCCCACUCCAAAAGGUUUUCAACUCCCCAAACAAUGCAGCUGGAGAGCCUUUCGCUGCCAGCUCUUGAUAGUUUCUAUCAGAGAGAUGAAGAAGAUGAUGUCAUACCAUGCUCGUCAUUAACCAUUUUGGAUACUGUUGGAAACUUAUCAUCAGACCAUUUUGAUGAUACACUAAUACCUAUUAAUCCAGAGUUGUUGUAGUGUUUUGACCACGCAACCAAAUUCUUCAUGGUUUUGUAGAUCGAGAAAUGAAACAUCGGUCUCUACUAGAAGCUCACAGUUGGAACAAGAGAGUGACAUUUAUAAGAUGAGUUCAAAUAUUGCAACUGCACCGUUAUCACAGCAACUGCAACAAGAAUGACAGCAGGAGAAACAACAACAAACCCACUGCCACCACCCCACCUCCACCACCACCACCACCACCAUCAUUGUCGACGUCUAAUUCACAUGCCUGGAACUUCAUUGUUCCUACACCACUACACACCGUGAAACCCAAUCACCCAUUGCCACCACUUCACCUCCGCCACCACCUCGAUCACUUCUAUCAGCGCCACCACAACAUCAACCAAUCCAACCGUGAUGGAAACUUCCACCAAACCGAAUCAAACCACCACCCCCAUCCAGCCACCACCAUGGCCGCCACCUCACCAACCACAAUCUUACUUUAUAGAAACUCGAGCAAUUCAUAGAGAAUCAUCAAACCCAAUCGAACCCCACAAACCCGCCCCGUUAUCCCCAGAAAGUGGGUACACCAUGACAAGAGUGACACAAAUUGUUCAAACACGAAUCAAAAUUAAGAAGGUAUGUCCAGCACAAACCAAUAUUGAGAGGUAUUGAGAGAAAUGAGGCUGAUUUAGGCCUUCAAUUUUGUGAUUGCAGACAAUUAAUACUAUAUUCUACAAAUAAUACAUAAAUAAAAAUUUAUAUUAGGGUUACAUAUAUAUAUACACACACACACACACACAUAUAUAUAUAUUGAACCUUACACAACAUACACAACACAAAGAAGGAGAUUGAUACGACCAGAGCCCUGCGUUAAACAAAGUGCUAGAGAGAAAGUUGUCGAUCUUUCCAAAACACAGCCUAAUAACCCUUUAAGGUCAUACCUGACACGUGUCCCUGCUGCUGUACGUUACUGAUAAUAGACAACGCCGAAGAUAUCGGUGUGAAGGCAAAACAAAACGUCCCUGCGGAGUCAACCGAUAUCAGACAACACCUCCUGGGUUGCCACCGCUUCGCCGGCGUCGACAUGAGGAUCAGAGUCAAAGGCGGUGGUCACACCUCCCAGAUCUAUGCCAUCCGUCGGUCCAUUGCCAAAGCCCUCAUCGCCUAUUAACAGAAGUAUGUUGACGAGCAGUCCAAGAAGAAGAUCAAGGAUAUCCUCGUCCGCUACAAUCGCACCCUCCUGGUGGUUGACCCCAGACGCUGCGAGCCCAAGAAGUUCUGUGGCUGUGGUGCUCGUGCCAGGUUCCAGAAGCGUACUGUUGAGGGGUGUUUGGUUGUCUCAUUACAAGUAAUAGACUUGUUUAGUUGUAACCUUAACAAUUAAGGGUAUUUUUGUCCUUUCAUGUGUAUAAGGGCACUAUGGUUAUUUAUAUGCAACUUAUGCACUAUUACGGUCAAAAUCUGUCGGAGACUUGCCGGAUGGUUAUUUAUAUUCAACUUAUGCACUAUUACGGUCAAAACCUGUCGGAGACUAGCCGGAUGGGGUCAUUGCAACAAAAUUGUAUAGUAAAAUUGCAUAGGAAGUUAGUUGCAUUUUUUUUUUUUUUUCUGUAGUUCAAGGGAGUUUGUUUCUGAUAUGACACUAGUUCGGGUUUUUUUUUUUUAUGCAUUUAACCCUUUCUUUUAUUUUCUUCUCUCUCCUUACACAUCCGUAAAUUUUGGCUGCAAUAAUGUUGAAGGCACUUUCUCUAUUUCCCUCUCUAUUCACACUUGUCUGUGUGCAUCUUCCUUGGCACCAAUAAUGUAGAGGGUUCAAAGGAUGGUCCUUGCAUAUUUCCGUUUUCUUAGUAACCACUUUUGAGUUACUGAUUACUAUCGACACCAACGGAGCUCCGCCGACGCCGUUUCAGACAGAGAUCCAAGAGCAUGCAUACUGCGGGUGGACUUGGUUCUGGUGACAUUAGAUGUCUAGUGAGGGAGAGACGAGCACUCGUCGAGAUUAAGCAAGAGAUUAUAGAUGACUUUGGUUAUCUCUCUUCUUGGAGAACUGAGGAAGAUGAUGUUGAUUGUUGCAAAUGGAGCAGAAUCGGAUGCAACAACAGAACAAAUCAUGUCAUCAUGCUAGAUCUAAGUUCAGAACAGGCCAUGCCUUUGAGAGGUAAGAUAGCACUUCGCUGCUCCAACUACGACACUUGAAUUACUUGGAUCUCAGUUACACUGAUUUUGAAUGGGCUGGUGUGCCAAACUUGCUUGGUUCACUCUCUAAAUUAAGGUACCUCAAUCUCUCUAGUGCUCUUCUUGCUGGAACCUUUCCUUAUCAAAUAAAAAACCUCUCAAGCUUGUAUUCUCUUGACAUCAGGUACAAUGAUAAUAUAAAAUUUGAAAAUCUUGAGUGGCUUUCUCAUCUUCCUUCCCUGAGGCUCCUUAACAUGGAUUCUGUUGACCUUAGUAUGUCUGUCGAUUGGCUUCAAGAAAUUAACAUGCUGCCUUAUCUAAUAGACUUGAGUUUAGAAUCUUGCGGUCUGCGUGAUGCCAAUCUGCCCCUUCCUUCUUAUUUUAACUUGUCAAGAUCUCUUUUAAGCCUAAAUCUCUCCUCAAAUACUCUCAGCCCUUCAAUAUUCUCUUGGUUGCCCAAUAUAAGCACUAACCUUCUUGUUCUUCAACUUCGUUCGUGCGACAUGCGAGGUCCCAAACCAGAUGCUUUUUGGAAUAUGACAUCUCUCUUACAUUUUGAUCUCUCAAGUAAUCUAUUUGAAGGUGGGAUACCGAAGUCCAUAGGAAACCUUUGCAGUUUACAAAGAUUAGAUUUGACGUUCAACAGUCUCACUCAGCCACUUACUGAUCUCACACAAAAUUUGUUUGCGAACUGCUCUGCAGAUACACUGGAGUUUCUAAAUUUAGGUUACAACCGAUUCGGUGGACCAUUGCCCGAUUUUACGAGAUUUUUAUUCUUGAACGAAUUAAAUUUUAAUUACAACCAACUAAAUGGGUCGAGUUAUGGACACCCGCCUAACCGACACCUGCCUAACCUUCUUAUUUUGAGCCUUGAAGGGAAUCGUCUAAAUGGUAAUUUAAUCGAUAGCAUAGGCCACCUUCCUAACCUCGAAUUUUUGGAUGUCUCUUCCAACAAAUUUGAAGGUGUUGUCUCUGACCUGUCAAUUUUCUCCAAACUUCAAUACCUGGAUUUAUCUUUCAAUUAUUUGGCUAUGAACUUGAGCUCCAACUGGGUUCCUCCCUUCCAGUUGAAAACUAUAAUAUUGAGUUCAUGCAAGUUAGGACCUCAAUUUCCCAACUGGCUUCAGUGGCAAAAGAAGGUGAGUUGGCUCGAUAUCUCCGAUAAUGAAAUAUCAGAUUUCAUCCCAAGUUGAUUUUCAGAGCUUUCUUCCUCCUUAAGGUUUUUAAAUCUCUCCAACAAUCAAGUAAGUGGCACACUACCGGUCUCAUUGCUAAAUUCUGCUGUUUUUGUUGAUCUACAUUCCAACCCCUUCAAGGGUUCACUUCCACACUUCUCUGCUGAUACUCGCAUUUUGGAUCUCUCCCAUAAUAUGUUUUCUGGCUCCAUUUCAUCAGUAUGCAACAUAACAAAUGGGUAUCUGUUACGUCUAGAUUUAUCGAAUAAUCUAUUGUCAGGCAGCAUACCGGAUUGUUUGACAUCCAUGGUCUCCUUGGGUAUUUUGCGACUGUCAAACAACAAAUUGUCUGGUGAAAUUCCUACUUCGAUUGGUUCCCUUAAUUUUCUUGAAUCAUUGAACCUCCACAAUAAUAUGCUCUCUGGAGAAUUGCCUUUGUCUUUAAAGAAUUGCAGUUUGUUGGAAUUUCUGGAUGCUGGAGAGAACAGAUUGUCAGGAGAAAUACCGUCCUGGAAUGGGGAAGGGCUAUCAUAUUUGGUGUUUCUUAGCCUCAGAUCAAAUUCAUUUUAUGGAAGCAUACCCUUGAGCCUUUGCUAUCUUACUUUAAUCAGAGUGUUGGAACUUUCUCACAAUUAUAUAUCAGGAGCCGUACCAUUUUGCCUCAUCAAUUGUUAUGGCUCAAAACAAUAAUUCAAGAGAACCCUUUAUUUAUGCUUCUUUGUAUGUCUCUUUCCAAAAAUUUUUGGGAGCUUAUGUAGAGAAUACAUCGGUGAUUUGGAAAGGAAGACAGUAUGAAUUUGGAAAAAACCUCGGAUAUCUGAAGAUGAUUGACCUUUCAAGCAAUAGUUUAUCAGGAAACAUCCCGGAAGAAAUAACAAGCCUUGUGGGUUUGGUUUCCUUGAACUUGUCUACGAAUAAUUUGAAUGGAACUAUUCCCGAGAUGAUUGCUGGGUUGACUCGGUUACAGGCUCUUGAUUUCUCAAGAAACCGUCUUUCUGGUAGAAUACCUGCAAGCCUGGCCAACCUGAAUUUUCUUGAAUAUUUGAACUUGUCAAACAAUUGCUUGUCGGAGAAAAUUCCAUCUAGCACCCAGCUACAAAGCUUAGAUGCUUCUGCAUACAGCGAGAACGCCGAACUUUGUGGACUUCCACUUGCAAAGAAGUGCCAAGAAGAUGGAACACCUAGAGGGGGCUCACCAUCUGACAAUGAAGGUGGUGGUGACGAUAGUUGGCAUGGAAUUCCAUGAUUCUUGCUUGGUGCUGGACCGGGUUUCAUUGUGGGAUUUUGGGCUUUAUGUUUGACAUUACUGCUGAAUAGUUCUUGGAGAUGCGCCUAUUUCAAAUUCUUGGACAAUGUAAAAGAUAGACUUUAUGUGAUGACUGCGAUUUUCGUGAUGAAAAUGCUAGAGAGGUUUCGAAACUCACAGCAAUCUGAAAGAAGACUUGCAAAAGGAAUGGGGCACAAUUGUCUGCCACAGCUGUAGAUGGUGUGCAGAAGCCAAGUUGAGUCAAAUUGCAUGGUCAAAGCUCUGUUCCAAGCUUCUGGUUUCUUCUGGGAAUUGAUAUCUUGUAUGGUUUCUUCUGGGAAUUCAAAUCUUGUUUAACAAGUGUUUCUGGGAUUCCAUCAUCCUUCCAUGAGCCAGACCACGCAAACCCCUUCUUCUCCAUCCCUCCACAACCACCAGAAAAUCCUCAAUGAACUGCAACCAACCCCUACACACAAUUUUUUGAGCUUGUCGAUGGUUCCCGCCCAGGUCUAUGGUUGAGUUAAGAGUUGUUUCAGUUGGGCCACUUUUUGGGCUGCUUGUAUUGAUUUUUUCUUUUGGGGCUUGAAUUUUACAAAAAAAAAAAAUAUAUAUAUAUAUAUAUAUAUAUAUAUAUAUAUAUAUUUUUGGCGAGGCCGGUUCCGCUCCCAUAUUUAUGCCUCAAUUUCAACAUUACGUGUUCGAGAUGGAAAAUAAUUUAUUCGUAUGCAGAGGUAGAAUUGCGUGCAUAAGAUUCCAAUGCGGCAUAGUGAUGGGAGCCUCAUGAGUCAUGCCCUUUCUACUUGAGUGAGCGUCAAGAAGUUUAGCAAGUCUGUCAAUUGGCCAACGAUUAUUGAAUUUAAGAUUUAAGUAGACGCAAGGAUUCGCAGCAGUUGAUUCAGUUUGUAGGAAGGACGCUUAUGAAUUCAGAAUUGUGUAGGCAUUUUAUCAAAACAGCAUUCAUAAUUUUUUAGUAACA
Molecule: messenger RNA, 6211 nt
Organism: Cornus florida
Lineage: Eukaryota; Viridiplantae; Streptophyta; Magnoliopsida; Cornales; Cornaceae
Product: receptor-like protein EIX1
Exons: 3
Coding region: 3069-4007 (312 amino acids)
Molecular function (GO): protein binding
Source: RefSeq, a predicted model, not a curated record